Messenger RNA from Corylus avellana, 1239 nucleotides. Its product is annotated as F-box protein SKIP23-like. The record is from RefSeq and is a predicted model, not a curated record. Lineage: Eukaryota; Viridiplantae; Streptophyta; Magnoliopsida; Fagales; Betulaceae.
AUGGCCGUCGACUGGACCCAACUUCCCGGAGAUAUUCUGCAAUCAAUCUCCAAGAAAAUCACCGUUUCCGGUGAUUACGUCAAAUUCAGAGCCGUGUGUCCCGAGUGGCGUUCCUCACUCCCAAAGUUCCCGCGCCACCUCCUCCGUCAAUUCCCAUGGCUCAUGAUUCCCUUCUCCCAAUCCCAAUCCCAUUGCUCCUUCUACGACCUCUCUACCGACGUGACCCACGUUCUCGAGCUCCCUGAAGCUGCUCGACCCGAUCUUCGCAUUUGCUCCUCCAACGGCUGGCUUGUCAUCUUUGACGACUCCCCAACAAUCCUUCUCCUCGACCCUCUCACUGGGGCCAAGCUUCACCUACCUCCGCUGUCCUCCUUUCCCAACGUUGUGAGCUUUGACCGCUCUAAAGUUGGUAAGGAGUACGCAAUUCUAGGCGAUUCCGGCGACAUUUACCGGCUUAGUCUAAGGCAAAUGCGCGACUUGUUUAUUAAGAAAAUUGUUCUCUCUUCAGGCCCCGCGAACAAUGACAACAUGGUUAAUGCGUUGGCGAUUCUUGGUAAGUCUAACGAUUUAGCUUGCUAUAAGAAUGGCGAUCAGUCUUGGACUUUCUUGGACAAUUUUUGUCUUUCUUGGUGUGAUGGUAUAUAUUACAAGGAGCAGUUCUACGUUGUUUCUCGCGAUGGAACUAUUGCUGUGUGCGAUGUAAAUUGUGAGAUGCCAAUCGCUUCUCUAAUUUACGCGUUUCAUCUGUUUUCCGUUAUCUCUAAGAUGCAUUUGGUGAUUUCAGGAGAUGACGAGUUGUUACUGAUUCUUCGCAAUUUUUCCAUUGAUGGUAAACGCCCGGAUAAUAAGUUAUACCUAAAAACGACGGGGUUUGAUGUUUACAGAAUGAAUUGGGGCCGGCAACCGUACUGGGAUAGAGUCGUUAACUUGGGUCGGAGGUUGUUGUUUAUUGGGGAAUAUUCAUCUGUGUCAUUAUCUGCUUAUGAUGUUCGAGGAUGUGUAAGGAAUCCUAGCUUCUCAUCUCCCUAUUAUGGACAAUGUUUAGGGAAUUGUAUAUAUUUCACCGAUGAUCGUUUUGUUUACUAUGGUGAUGGUACGGUUUAUGUUUUGGAUAGAGGCAUCUACCAGUUAAGGAACGAAAAGAUAAUAGCUUUUCCGGGUCGUGCGAGAGAUCCGCAUUCAAUUUGGUUUAUACCGAGUACGAAAGACGAGAAUCUAAUUGCAGAUAAGAAGAUUUGA